ACACUUAACGUGACAGGCAGUUUAAUAAAAACAACUUGUGCUGUCGAAUCGUAUUUUUUAAAAACACACUCAACAAAAAUGGAUGAAGACUGGUGGCUGGAGCAGCUGCAACAGCUUAAGAUGAAUGAAAAACGUCUGGAUGUGCUCACAAACAUGUAUACAACAAUUAACAAACAAGGCGCGCUGCCGCGCCAAAUACUUGAAAAAUUGUUGCGCGAACCGCUGAUCUAUGAAUGCGCGCUCAUAGAAAACGCCGCCAAAGAACCAUUGGUGAAUCUGACUAUAGAUUUCAUUGGCAGCUGCCUGGAGCAGCUGCAGCUGGACAUGAGCGAUGAAAAAUUGCCAAAGCUGCUGCAACUGACGCUCAACCAUAGCAAUCCAGCCGUGCGGGCGCUAGUGCUAAAGCAGCUACAACGCCAAGCCGGCAAACCCAGUCAGGAGCUGCUGCUCUAUGUGCUGGACGAGCUGCAGCAGCCGGAAACACUAAGCAGCACUGCGGCCAUAAAUAUAUUAGCCAAAGCUUUAGUGGAGCCAGAACUGAAGAAUGCCAGCGUGCAGUCCAAGCUGCUGCAGUUGCUCAAACAAAACGAAGUAGUGCGCUGUCGCGCCUAUGAGCUGGGUGUUAAACUGGCCAAGAGCAGCGCCGCCACGCUCAGCGCUGUGGAGUUCAUACUGGAUGCAGCGCUCAGCGAACUGGACAACGAUGAUGUGCUGCUGCAGGCGAGUGUAAUGGAAAUACUUGUGCCGCUGGCGGAACAAAAUCAUGGUCUCAGCUAUAUGGAGCGCCGCCGUGUCUUCGAUAUAUUCAGCAGUCGCGUGCAGCGCUUGGAGGAGCAUCCCUUGGAUGCACUGCUCAUACCAAGCAUAAUGAAAUUCUUUGGCAAAAUCGCUGCAGUGCAGCCACAAAAGAUUCUGACAGGCUAUCCGCACAUGCUGUUGCAACUGUUUGAGCUGCUCCAGUCCGGCGAUGAGACUGUGCUGCCCACAGCAAUGGAUACACUGGCCAAUCUAGCCGGCAGCAACACGGGCAAGAUCUUGCUACACAAGCAGUAUGAAACGCAAAUGCUGCAAGCUCUAAGCAAAUUCGCUACCUAUACCAAGCAUCUGUCGCCGCUGCUCAAAGUGCGUCUGCUCAAUGCGCUGGACAUGAUCUAUGCGCGGGAGAGCAGCAAUAGCGCUGAAGUAGAGUUAAGCAACAUUUUAAAGCUUUGGUUUGAAAGCUUUGCUGGCGGCCAGCAGUUAGAUCACAUUAUGGAGCUAUUGCAUACACCUUUUCCGGAUCUACAGCUUGCUGCAUUGGCGCUGAUGAAGACACUUUGUCUCUAUGAUUGGGGCAUACUGUCGCUUAAGAAUACGGGCGGCGCCGUUGAGUUUUUGCUAUCGCGUCAACGCGAUUUGCACAAGGAUGUUAAAUAUGUAAAAUGGCAAAUUUUGGAACAACUAUGUGCCAGCGAUAAGUUUGCGCCCAGCGAAAUUCUGCGCUUCACCGCCUACGUCAAUGAGGGUCCCUAUUAUGUCCAGGCUGAUGUCAGCAUAGCCACCGAGCCACAGUAGUUUCCAAAUCCACAUAUUUUUAAAUUGUUAACCAGUGAAAACAACUAAAACUAACUUAACUGCUGUUAAAUGUAUUAAAUGCAAACAUUUU
This is a messenger RNA of Drosophila busckii, 1645 nucleotides long. RefSeq names its product 26S proteasome non-ATPase regulatory subunit 5. Gene Ontology annotation, biological process: proteasome assembly. The transcript is spliced from 2 exons. Gene Ontology annotation, cellular component: cytosol. The record is from RefSeq and is a predicted model, not a curated record. The coding region runs from base 79 to 1554 and encodes 491 amino acids. NCBI's taxonomy places the organism in Eukaryota, Metazoa, Arthropoda, Insecta, Diptera, Drosophilidae.